This is a messenger RNA of Colletotrichum abscissum, 1230 nucleotides long. RefSeq lists its product as uncharacterized. NCBI's taxonomy places the organism in Eukaryota, Fungi, Ascomycota, Sordariomycetes, Glomerellales, Glomerellaceae. The transcript has a single exon. The record is from RefSeq and is a predicted model, not a curated record. Gene Ontology annotation, molecular function: hydrolase activity. Bases 1 to 1230 code for a protein of 409 amino acids.
AUGGACCUAGCACAAUUGCCUCCGUGGGAUCUCCCCCCCGGCGUCACCUCUCGCUAUGUCGACACUUCGCCCAUAGGGCUAAAGUUCCACAUUCUCGAGUCUUUCCCAAAAAAUAAUCCUUCUAAAGACCCCCCGCCUCUAAUCCUACUUCUCCACGGCUUUCCAAACCUGUCGUUCGACUGGUCUGCUGUCAUGCCAAAGCUCGCCGCGGCGGGGUACUACGCAGUCGCUCCCGAUAUGAGAGGCUUUGGCCGAACGCACAACGCCAAUCUCAGUCCGAUCAGCGAAGAGACAAUCCGUCCGCUGACCGCUCUGCGGGAUGUGGUCACUCUAGUCCAUGCACUCGGUUACGAGAGCAUUCACACUCUCGUCGGGCACGAUCUCGGGGCAUUCGUGGCUUCUAUGUGCGCCAUCACGCGGCCAGAUAUGAUUAAGUCCUUGGUUUUGAUGGCGCAUCCGUUCAAGGGAUCUCCUCAGCUGCCCUUGAGAACUGGACCUGCACCGCAACUAGCUUCUUUGUUUGAAUCCAAACGGGAGGAUGGCGGGAAGACGAUCAAGAAUGACAAUGACAUUCAAUCCUCUCUCUUGAAGCUUGACCCGCCAAGAAAGCACUACAAGUACUACAAUGCCUCAUCAGGAGCAGUCGACGAAUGGACUCAUCCCACAGGCCAGCCGAUGCACGAGUUCCUCCGGGGAUACUUCCAUCUAAAGUCUGCAGAUUACAGUUUGAAUAAUCCUCGGCCCCUCGAAGCAUGGACAGCACAAGAGAUCUCAGUCAUGCCGCAUUACUACGUAAUGAGAGCGGAUCUAUCGAUGCGCGGAAACAUUGAACUGGACAUGGCCCAAGAGUCGGCCGAAGUGCGAGCCAAACUCAGCGAAACAUCAUGGCUCACCGAUGCAGAACUUCAGGUCUAUGUUGACGAAUACUCCCGAAACACGUUCCGACUUUCUUUGUUGUGGUACAAAGUCCUCAUCAACCCGGCCUUGUCUGCAGACCUCCUCUGUUUUGCGGGAACAAAGCUGGCGAUCCCGACAAAGUAUAUCUCUGGGACACAUGAUUGGGGAACGUACCAGGUUCCUGGCGCUCUUGAAGCCAUGGAAAACGGCGAGAGCGUUCGGUCUGACUGCUGGAUGGGGUCGGUCAUAAUUCCUGGGGCGGGUCACUGGGUCAACAUCGAAAAGUCUGAAGAGACGGCACAAGAGAUCAUCACACUGGCCCAAUCACUUUAG